UUUUCUACAUUUUUAUAAAGGAAAGAAAAAGGUGUAGUGGUCUCUUAGUUUUUCCAGAGCUGUAGAUUCACGUUGGCUCCUUUGUUGAAACAUCCCAACACUGAUGCCCCGUUUAUCGUUGAGGUGGACGCCUCAGAGGUUGGUAUCGGGGCAUUGCUGUCUCAAAGGCAAGGUAAGCCCCCUAAGUUGAUUCCAUGUGCCUUUUUCCUCAUACAAGCUCACCUCUGUUGAAUGUUCUUUCGAUGUAGUAGAUCGGGAGCUGUUGGCUGUGAAGAGGGCAUUGGCUGAGUGGAGACAGUGGCUUGAGGGGGCACAACAUCCUUACAAGUUUACCUUGUCUUACAGACAAGCCCCUUUGGGAUGGGGUGUGGACGAGGUUAUCGACGAGCAAUAGGAACGUAACCACCCCCAGCGGCUGUCCGACCGUACCUACGUGCCUCUGGAGGCAAGGGACUGACUUUUUUCCUGGGCACUUACCUCCCUGGUGUCCGGCCAUCCAAAUUACCAAAAAUAUAUAGUUCAGAACAAAACUUAUAGUGAUAAAACAAUAUAUGCGAUUUGGACCACUUUGGAUUAGAUUAGAUUCAACUUCAUUGUCGUUGAAUAGUACAAGUACAGAACAACGAAAUGCUGUUGCAAUUGAAAGAGUUAGAGCGUUUCAUACCUCUGUCUACUUCUCGGCUAUUUGAAUUAGAAAAAAAUAUAUAUAAAAUAUCUCUUACCAAACUUGACAACCUGUUUUUUUGCAAUAUUUCCCAAACAGCUGCCGUUGAACCCACUUUUCCAACAAGAUAGACAAAAAGUUGGUGUUUCAUAUCUUUGUCUACUUCUCAGCUAUUUGAAUCCCCAAAAAAGUACACAAAUAUUUCUUACCAAACCGGAGUAACUAUUGCAAAAUUAUUUCCCCCCAAAUACAAAACAGCUCCAAUAGUACUUUCUGAAUAAAACUAUAAGGCAGUCUAUAGGAGUGUAUCCUUUACAAGGUAAGUUGAAACAACCUAGCAAGCAAUUUGGGUCAACAGCCACACUCAGGCACAGAUUUUUCACCUUGCCAUCUUUUGGUUACUGGUAAAAUGCUGUAACUACUAGGCUACAUGCCACCCCAAAUAUAAGAUACUUCAUGAAGUAGCAUAACUAUGUUGUCUGUCUCCAGUCUCAGUUUCCUCACCAUUCUUUUAACCACUGAUCAAUCUUUUCUUCCUCUCUUCCCUCUCAAACCCUGGUAUCUGCUCAUACUAUUUUUCGAUCUUUACCAUUUCCCUCCAUCUGCCCCUUAUUUUUCUAUCAUUCCUUCCUCUCUCUGUCUCUCUCUCUCAUUUCUGUAUCUGUCUACCUGUCCUUCCCGUUCUAUCAAUCCCUCCAUUUUCUCUCUACUCCAAUGGCGCCUGCUUUCUUUCCAUCUCUCCCUCCUUCUCUUCAUUCCCCCACUCAUCCAUGAUUCUGUGCAUUCCCUCCACCUACUUGUGUGUUCCAACCCACAAGGACCUGCAGAAUGCAGUUCAGCAGGAGGGCAUUGAGCUGCAGGAUCAGAGGGCCGACCAACGGGAGCUGGAGGAGACACUGGAGAAGCUUGAACAGCACAGAAUGGAGCUGGAAGAGCAGCUUAAACUGACCAGGCUGGAGUGUGUUAAGGAGAGCCAGCAGAUCCUGUCCCUGCAAGCAGAGGAGGCGGCCAGGGAGAUGAAAGUGGAGGAGUAUGAACGGGAGCUGGCCCGUGCUAGGAGGAAACUCAAGCAGCUAAAGAUAGAGGUCCGACAGGCACAGGGGAAAGUGGAGGCAGCGGGGGAAUGCAUCAUCCCGUUAGAAGAUUCCAUCAGUCAAUCGUAUGAGGAGAUUUUACAGGAGGAGUGCAUGCUUAGUAUUCUGAGGGGGGAGCAAACAAGAGAUGCAACACUGCCAGACCACCAACAGGUGGAGCCAAACGACACAUCUCCAUGCAGCCUCAGGACAGAGGAUGGAACAGUAGACAUCCCUGAUGUCCCUGCUUGGUCAUGGGGCCGGAGUCAAUCACUGCCUGUUUACGCAGAGAUCCUGGCUAACCUUGGGUGCGCGGCUCGUGCUAAGAAUGGAUUGACUGAUACACAAGAAGAGGAGGAAGAAACGCUAAGCACACCAAAGCAGAUAGAUAAAGGAGAAGAGAAAGUGAAGGUGGAAGAAAAGAUUACAAAAUAUUCUAACAGUAGCAUAGCUAUCAAAGAUCUGGACUUCUACCACCCUGAUCCCUUCAUUCACUGUGAAUCUGAACAUGACCUAUUUAAAGAUGAUGACCUCUUCACCAAAACAGAUAAAUCUGAUGAUGAUCCAUUCAAAGGCACCAACCCCUUUGGUGCAGAUGUCCUUUUUUCAGAAGGGACAGAGGAGCCUUAUUGCUCAAAUGAUUCCUUCCCAGGCAUCCCUGCCUGCCGGGAACUUGGAUCUAAUGACGAGACAGACAAGAGCCUCUCUUGCGCUGAUAACAAAGCCUCCACCGGCACCCAGUGCUUUGAGUCAGAGUUUCCAGAUGAGGACGAAACCAGUGACAUAGAAAUCAGUUACAGCAGGGAGGAUCUGGAUGCUGUUCACUCAGAAGCUGUUCAACUCUCUUUUGUUGAGCCCAAAACGUUAUUAAUAACAGAAUGCCUGAGUUUCAAGCCCAUCUACACUGCUCAAACCUGUUCUUUGGACAUUGAAUUAGAAGAUGAAGCAGGAUCCAAUGUAGCAUCAGGACGGGAAUCCUUCAGUCAAGCAUCCAGAGCCACACCUGGCUGCUGGACCCAACUUCUCCACUGAAUCUGACCCCAACGGAUACGAGUUUGACAUCAAUGCAGUAUCCCCCCCUUCUGACAUAGCAGAGAUUGAUAUAACUCUAGGAUCUAUACCAGUUGACUAUGAUGUUGUACCUCCUGAGUAUGAUUCUGUGGAACCCAGCUACCCGGAUGAUGUUCAGGCUUGUGACUCAGAACCUGUCAGAACAGGAGGAUGCAACCUUCCUGAACCAACCCGCCCGGUCCGUCCACCUAGACGUCUCAAAGCGUCAAACACCCGGAAAGCUGAACGCUGUGAUCCAGGUUCUUCCAAUCGCUCUGCUGAUUCAGAGCAGGACAGUGCAAUUGGCAUGGAGUCUCUCAGCAACUCAGCUGAAAAUAAUAGUAAAUUAAGUUUCAGCAACAACAGUUUCGAGCUGAACUAUGAACCCAGUAGUCACACUUCGUACAACUAUGGAUUUAAACUGAGCCCUGAACACCACAGUGAGGACAUACUUAAUCCCUUUGGCACUGAUCCCAGCGAUGAAGAUGCUGAUAACCAAGACUCAUUGGAUCCUUAUUUAUUUGAACCAACCACUCAAUCUGAGAACCUAGACAAGUUUGACCCUUAUGAGUUUAAUCCUACAUUUCAAGCUGAAAACCAAGACCAGUUUGACCAUUAUAAAUGUAAUCCUACAUCUCAACUUGAGAACCAAGAAAAGUUUGACCCAUUCGAAUUUGAGCCUACCAUUCAACCUGACAACCAAGACAACUUUGGCCCUUAUGAAUUAAUGCCUACAACUCAACCUGAGAACCAAGACAAGUUUGAUCCAUUUGAAUUUGAGCCUACCAUUCAACCUGAGAACCAAGACAAGUUUGACCCUUAUGAGUUUAGAAAUACUUCUCAGGCUAGCAACCAAGACACAUUCGAUCCCUAUGGUUUCAAACUUGCAAGUUUUGAGACAGACAACCAAGCUAUCUUUGGCCUACACAGUGGCGAUGAUACCAACCUAGAACACAACAAUAACAGAACUAAAAGGGACCCCUUUAGCUUUGAUUUCAGUAAUGCAGCAUCAAUGGACCCCUAUUGUUCAGAAUCCGGUAACACAGUAACGAUGGACCUGUUAGGUCUAGAACUCACAGGAACAAACAGUGUUGCUGAGUCUGAUAUAAAAAAUCCUAAUGAGUCUGACCAAUGCGGAAAAGUACAAACCAUGGCAACCGCAAGCAACCUAUUAGACCUGGAUUCUGUGUUUGGAAGCAGUAGUUAUAGUGUUAACCCUGAAGUUGCCCCGAUCCUUGACCCUUGUGAACCUAGACCGGGAAACCCUGCUGGUUCAGACAACUUUGCAUUCAGAGCAAGAGACACUGCCCACUCUGUGUCUGUUGACACCGUUUCUGACUGGAUGACUGUUAAGUCCAACUCCAAGGAGUCUUCCAGCCCUGUCAACACCUGCACACAGAGCUUUGACCAAUGAACCAUUUGCUGGGACAAUGUCACUAGUGUGGACAUGACUAAUGCAUUACAGCCCAAAAAUUGGGAAGUAGAUGAAAAGACAGACUGCAAAGGAGAAAAUCAGUCUCUUUUCUCCUUGCUUGGCAUGAUUUACCUUGACCCGUGGUCAAGGGUUGCAAAAUUGCAUUGAUUUAAUAGUGAUUGAUGUGUUCAUUGAAAAUCAUAUGUUGAUUUUAAUGUAUGACUUUCUACUUGUUGAUUGUUGCUUUACAGUUGUGAGGCCUUAGUUUGUUCUACACCCUGUUAUAGGGGCAAUACAGUACUGAAUCUGGGUCCAGUUAUAGGUAAAGGUAGGAACAUAUACAGUGGGGAGAACAAGUAUUUGAUACACUGCCAAAUUUGUAGGUUUUCCCACUUACAAAGCAUG
Molecule: messenger RNA, 4606 nt
Organism: Esox lucius (northern pike)
Lineage: Eukaryota; Metazoa; Chordata; Actinopteri; Esociformes; Esocidae
Product: epidermal growth factor receptor substrate 15
Exons: 9
Coding region: 1435-2769 (444 amino acids)
Source: RefSeq, a predicted model, not a curated record